AUGACGUCGAAAAGAUAUUGUUCGACAACGGGAAUCAAAGGAUUUGGCACGGCAACUUGGAUCGUCGUGACGAUCUUUCUCCUUUUGAAUAUUCUCGGGACGAUGGAUUGCGCGCCUUACAGAAGAUCUCAUUUGAGAACACUGAGGUUGUGCUCGAAAAGGCUCAGCGACGCGUUGUACUUGGUGUGCAGCGAGCGAGGAUACAACGAACCCUUCUCCUAUAGCGGCGAAGAUGAGCCACGCGGUCCUACUGGCCCUGGACUCGUCGAAGAAUGUUGUUAUCAUUCCUGCAGCUACGUACAGCUCGAGCAGUACUGCAAGCCAACGUCCGAGGAGAAGCGGGGAGGUGCUUCGCCUUACACCAUCGGUGCAAAGACUCUUACCAUUUCUAUUGACAACGAUUGA
This is a messenger RNA of Vespa crabro (European hornet), 405 nucleotides long. Its product is annotated as insulin-like. The coding region runs from base 1 to 405 and encodes 134 amino acids. The transcript has 2 exons. The record is from RefSeq and is a predicted model, not a curated record. NCBI's taxonomy places the organism in Eukaryota, Metazoa, Arthropoda, Insecta, Hymenoptera, Vespidae. Gene Ontology annotation, cellular component: extracellular region. Gene Ontology annotation, molecular function: hormone activity.